AUUUUUCUUAUCUUCAUGAUUCCCAAUCCCACGACUCUAAGAGACAGUUCAGUGAUUCUUACACGAAGGAUCUACUUUGGUUUUGACGUGGACUCAAAGAUGGCGGUCGGCGAGUUUUUCUUCACUCCUUUAGUCCUGUUCAUUGUUCCAAAAUACUGCCACGAUGAAUUCUUUAUCAACUUCAACUUCUUUCAUGCCGCUUGCUUAAAGAUUGCAAUUAGCAAGUGUUUGGGUUAUGGAAUUGUCGUUGGAUCGGCAAUGAUCAAAAUCCCCCAAAUUAUCAAGGUUGUACAAGCGUCUAGUGUGGAGGGUCUCAGUUUAUUGGCUUUCGUUCUUGAGCUGGUAGCUUUGACUGCUAAUGCAACAUACAGCUACGCCAAGGCUUUCCCUUUCAGUGCUUGGGGUGAGAGUUUCUUCAUGUCAAUCCAGGGCUGUUUGUUGAUCUUGAUGUACUUUUACUACACCAGCCAACCUUUGGCUGCUAUUAUUUUCCCAGUGUUGUAUGGAGGCAUUGUUUAUGUUCUAGCAUCUGGCCUGACUCCAAUGUCAGUGUUGACUCAGUUUGUUUCCCUUAACAUUCUUUUUCUUGCAACAAGUAGGCUCAUACAGAUAGUUGCUAACUUCCGUAAUGGCCACACAGGGCAGCUGUCAUUCAUCAUGGUUCUCUUAUUGUUCCUGGGAGCUGUGGCGCGCAUCUUCACCACUAUACAAGAGACCGGUGACAAAGUUCUGCUGAUGACCUUUCUUGUGUCAGCAACACUGAAUGCGACUCUCACCUUCCAAGUUCUCUAUUACUGGAGUGUCAAACCAGACUUGAAGAAGAAGGAGGCUUAGUGAACUCUUGUCUUUUGAUGCAUAACAUACGAUCGUCUUUUGGUAUUCCUGGUGAUGUAUCUUCUGUAAAGUCAUUUCCAUACUUAUCCCAUCCUCUUUACAAAGAUGUGAAAGAUGUGAAAUUCAAAGAUUGUAGCAAUAAAAUGAUAGGCAUUGGGAAUUUUUCAUUGAUGUUUUGGAAGGAAUUUGUUAACCCACAAAGCUGUGUUUUUGUUUUUUUUGCCUUUGGUCCUUGUGAUGUAAGUUCUGGUCAUCCACAAACGUUUGAAACUUCUUUCAGCACUCAGGAUACAAAGAAACUUCACUUUCCAUCUUCUUUGAUGAAAGAAUUCUCUUUUCUAUUCAUAUUAAUUUCACCUACCAGUUACUACUGGUACUCAUAAAGCUUUACAAUAAUAUCUCUUUUGUCUUUGAAGUUAACAUUAUUUUCUCAGUCUCUUGUACUGAUCCAAUUUUGCCUCAAGGGUGGAAUAAAGAGUGGUUUAAAUUAGUUAGGUAUGUAUAGUUACUCUGUAAUGCAAACACUGUUUCAUUCUAAAUCUGUACAAUGCAAGGUUAGGUUCUUUCACUGAAUUGUGGCAUUUUGUAGCAAUGUGAAUGGAUUAAACAAAGAUUUACAUUAUUA
Messenger RNA from Stylophora pistillata, 1459 nucleotides. Its product is annotated as mannose-P-dolichol utilization defect 1 protein. Lineage: Eukaryota; Metazoa; Cnidaria; Anthozoa; Scleractinia; Pocilloporidae. The record is from RefSeq and is a predicted model, not a curated record.